Cuscuta epithymum is the source of this 2001-nucleotide messenger RNA. NCBI's taxonomy places the organism in Eukaryota, Viridiplantae, Streptophyta, Magnoliopsida, Solanales, Convolvulaceae. The record is from the annotation of a GenBank genome assembly.
CACCCUUUUGGCCCAAUAGCAGCUUUCAAUAUUUUUUUUAUAUAUAAACUACGCUCACCUCACUCUUCUGCCUAUAGGAAUGGGGUUUCCAAAUAAUUGUAAUGGCGGCUGGAGCCAAAUCGUUGCAAUACAUUAUUUUACGAAUACAAUAAUUUAGCACUGAAGUCGACGUUUAUGGGCGGGAAAACUGUGCGUUAAAAAUCUUUUCCUUUUAGAUUAAGGUAGAUUUCUGCCUCACCCAGUCACGUACCCCGCCCCAGCCCCGCGCCCCAUCCGCUUUGCGGCCUGGUAGUUCUUCUCACUUCUCAGCUUCUCGGAGUUUUGGCUGCCAUCUGCAGUUCAGCUCAUCGGCUCAACAACCCCAGCGGCCUAGUAGGUUUUCAUUUGCCAAUCCUGUAACCCUAAAAGCUGCCUUGAAAACCUAUUUGGAAGAACGAUUUAGAAACAUACAAUAAAACUUCUAAUGGAAAGCAGCAAUGGAAGUACAACUGGAGGCAGAGAGUGGAUGGCUGAGGAUGCCAUUGCUGGAAAUGCAGAGGCGGUCCGUGCUCUUCGGGAACUCAUUAUGUAUCCACUCCUGUAUUCUCAAGAGUCUCAAAAGCUUGGCCUCAAAUGGCCUCGUGGCUUGUUGCUCUAUGGUCCACCUGGUACUGGAAAGACAAGUUUGGUUAGAGCAGUUGUUCAAGAAUGUGGAGCACAUUUGACUGUUAUUAGCCCACACAGUGUCCAUAGAGCACAUACUGGAGAAAGCGAGAGAGUUUUGCGGGAAGCAUUUGCAAAAGCAUCGUCUCAUGCAAACCUUGGGAAGCCAUCUGUUAUCUUCAUAGACGAAAUUGAUGUACUAUGCCCUCGUCGUGAUUCUAGGUAAUCAUUCCAGUUAAUACACUUUCCAGGGCCAUGAGUUUUAACUUUAUCUCAAACUUGUAUCACUUAAUGCUUUCUUAAUGUAUUAUUGCCCAUCGUUUGAAAUUGCACAAUGAGGUUACACAAUAGGUAAUGCUAAGAAACCGCCUCAAGCUUGCAAAACGCAAUUUCAAACAUUGUCAUUGCCUGAGUAGUAUGGAAAUCGGAAAUAUGGUUUCUAAAAAAAUACAUGACACAAAAUAUGGGAAAAACACACUAAUUUUAAAAAACAUGAGGACAUAUGUAUAAAUAUUUUUAUAUAUGUAUACAUGUUUUUUCGUUUAUAUAUAUGCACAUUAUUUCAGAUAAUUUUGUUUGAUAACCAUUAGUAACUAAAGACUAUGUAUUCAAGUUUAUAAACUAUUACCCCCUCUGUCCCGCUAAUAUUGUCCCAUUUUACCUUUUCGGGAAAUCCCACUUAAAUUGUCCCAUACCAAAUUUGGUGAAGUUUGUGUGACUCUAAAUCAUUCUUACUUUAUUCUUUUGCUAGGAAGAAAUCUUAUAAAAAUUCACCAGAGUUUUGGAAAGGCACUAUUUUCCGUCAAUGGACCCCAUCAAAAAGAAAAAUACUUGGAAAUCCAAAAUUUCCUAAACGUUAUUAUUUUGGGAAACAAGCUUUCCAAUUUUUCUUAAUUAUUGAAACACCCCUCAAACUGGAAUUUGAAGUUCUGGAGUUUUUGAUACGCUUUCCAGUUUGCGGAGCGGGGAAGCAUGAGCCAUUGGAAGUUUCUGUGCUUCAUAGAUUAUUGCACUUGCACAUAAUACUUUCAUAUUCAUAUUUCAUUCAACAUACUUGGUGAGUUUGCUAUUGCAGAAGAGAACAAGAUGUACGUGUAGCUUCUCAGCUCUUUAUGUUGAUGGACUCUAAUAAGUCCGUUUCAACAUCUGGAUUACAUGUUGUUGUAGUGGCAUCAACUAAUAGGUGGGUUCUACUGAUGUUUCAGGGAAGUAACUUUUUGGUUUCCAUUUUUUCUUGUGUUGUAUUCAAAUAAAGUACAAAGAGGUCAUUUUGGUUAUUUUUAUUUACUUUUAAGUUCCAUAUAUUAGUAAAUGCGAUUUACUCUUGACGGAGAAACCCUUUUUUUCCAUCAUUCUCUC